Messenger RNA from Penicillium antarcticum, 1278 nucleotides. RefSeq names its product protein gprC (gene gprC). The transcript has a single exon. Gene Ontology annotation, cellular component: plasma membrane. Gene Ontology annotation, molecular function: G protein-coupled receptor activity. Gene Ontology annotation, biological process: adenylate cyclase-activating G protein-coupled receptor signaling pathway. The record is from RefSeq and is a predicted model, not a curated record. NCBI's taxonomy places the organism in Eukaryota, Fungi, Ascomycota, Eurotiomycetes, Eurotiales, Aspergillaceae. The coding region runs from base 1 to 1278 and encodes 425 amino acids.
AUGAAUUCGCUCAUCCUCGAAGGCUUGAUGCCCAGAGGCAACAAUGGCGACUUGGUGGCUCGACUGACCAACUCCGUGGAACUUGAUAUCGACCCUCUCCCGAAGGUUCAACGACAAGGUCUAAUAGCAAUCUCGAUUAUGGCUUUCUUGUCGCUGAUGGCAACUGCCACGCUUCUCGGGUUCAUUACCUUUCGACUCAUCUUCUGGCGCUCAAGCUACCAACGAUACAUCGGUUACAACCAAUACGUCAUUCUCAUCUACAACCUGGUCUUGGCCGAUUUCCAACAAUCACUCGCUUUCAUUAUCAACUUACGAUGGAUCCUCUCGGACAAGAUUGAGUCCGGUACGGCUGCCUGUUUCUUGCAAGGAUUCUGGCUCCAGGUUGGAGACCCUGGUUCCGGUCUUUUCGUGCUUGCCAUUGCUUUCCACACUUUCCUUUUGGUCGUAUGGGGACGCAAAAUGUCCCACAAGGUCUUUGUCUCCUUCGUCAUUGGUAUCUGGGUCUUCAUCGCCUUAAUUGUUAUUAUCCCACUGGCUAUGUAUGGCGCCGACGUGUUCACACCUUCGGGCGCGUGGUGCUGGAUUAGCGAAGAUUAUGAGACCACCCGUCUAUGGACUCACUAUAUCUGGAUUUUCCUGGCUGAGUUCGGCUCUGUUGCCCUCUACGCCGUCAUGUUCUUCCAGCUGCGCCAACAGAUCAAGGCCUCUUCCAUUCUGGGUAACAGCCAGCUGGAGUCGUUCAAGCGUCUGCGUCGUGUGGUCGGAUACAUGACCAUCUACCCCAUCGUCUACAUCGUUCUGUCUCUUCCUCUUGCUGCUGGUCGUAUGGCCACUGCCAACGGCGACCCACCAAACGUCACCUUCUUCUGUUGUGCUGGUGCUAUCAUCACCAGUUCCGGUCUGGUCGAUGUGGUCCUAUACACUCUCACCCGUCGCAACCUGAUCAUCGACUCCGAGCCCAGUCACGACCGUUCCUACAACAAAUUCGCCAGCAGCAAGGGUCGCAAGGGUGACACUCACCUGACUACCAUCACUGCCGAGCCUCCCGCCAAGCGUAAGGGCAUGGGCGGCACCAUCAACGACGAUAUGGACCACCGUGACGGCUCAACAGACAACAUCGUCCAGCCCAGCAACCAUGAAAUGGGCCCCAUUGGAAAGGUGUACCAAGAAACCACCAUCGAGAUCACACACGAGCCCGCCUUCCCCGACGAAGGUGAAAGCUCCUCUCGCUCGAGCAAGGACUUCGGUGAGGUGUCUGGCCACGGCUGGAGGCGAUGA